AUGGGUGAGAUUGAUCGAUGGGCAGACAUCCAUCCAGACAUAUUGAACGAAAUUACAAAGCGGUUCCAUUCCUACGACGACCACAUCCCACUUCCACUGGUUUGCAAGGAAUGGAACCUCAAACUUGUAAGCAACGAAAUUCCGUGGUUACUGUUACCUGAAGAAACUUUCAAGGCUAGUUUUGAUGAAGAGGAGGAGAUCUACAGUCUGAUGCAUUUACCUGUUACCGAUGAAGACACACUUGAGACUAAGGUUCUUGAAGAGAAGGGAGUCUACCAUGCCAUGCUGCCAGGUAUGCAGAUGCUGGACAUCCUCAUUCGUGGUUCCUGUUAUGGAUGGUUGAUCACCCUAACAAUAUCCGAAGGUAUGAUGCAAAUGUUAAACCCAUUUACAAAGAUGCAUUUCGAUCUUCCUCCACUGUCAACUUUUCCCAAUAUAGUUGAGUAUAAUCCUGGAGACGAUGAAUAUAUUUUUUGGGAUUUUCGCGACAAAAUCUCUAGCCUAGACCGCGAUGGUAUGCACAAGAUCCAAGUUUGGAAGGUGGUCAUAAAUUCAGCUCCUAACAAUGAUAACAAAGAUUUUAUGGCGGUGGCUAUAUAUGGACAGCUCAAAAGAUUAGCCUUUUACAAACCUAACAAUAAGAGAUGGUCAGACUUCACAAGAAACAUAGACUUCGAAGAUGUCAUAUUUUUUAAAGAGAAGAUAUAUGCAGUAGACUAUGAUGGCCAGCUAUACGAAUUUGAUACAAACACAGAAUCAGGGACUAUGGGAGGAAUCUACGCUGCACCUCCGACUGGGUUUACCGCAUCCACUUUUCAGCUGAAGUAUCUGAUUGGAUGUGACAAUGGAAACAUACUGAUGUUGGUAAGACAUUUUGGUACAUUGAGGGGCACAGAGAAGGAACUCGAGACAAAGAAAUUUGAUAUCUAUGAAUUGAGAAAAGGUUCCAAAAAAUGGUCAAGAUUACAUAGUUUAGGGAAUUUCAUAGUUUUGAUCGGACUCAAUUCCAGCGUCCAGAUGUUACCUACCAAUUUUCUAGGUAAAGGAAAUCAAAUUUACUACACGGAUGACUUAAUAGAGCUGAAAUCAACAGACAUUCCUUCCACACGUGACAUUGGCAUCUUCGACUUGAAGGAUAAAAGUUUUCGAAGAAUAUUACGGGAUGUCAAGUUUUUCUGUCCUCCUGUUUGGUGUUAUCCCAAUAAACAUCUCUAG
Messenger RNA from Arachis stenosperma, 1215 nucleotides. RefSeq lists its product as uncharacterized. Lineage: Eukaryota; Viridiplantae; Streptophyta; Magnoliopsida; Fabales; Fabaceae. The transcript has a single exon. The coding region runs from base 1 to 1215 and encodes 404 amino acids. The record is from RefSeq and is a predicted model, not a curated record.